UAUGGCGAGUCAUUAAAAUUUCUGUGCAAUAUAUUUGCUGAAUUUAUAGCAUCUGGUGAUGGAGAGAUGGAUUAAAUUGCGUGAAAUGAGGUUGGGUAUAAAGAUACCCAACAGGCUAGGGCUUCAACUACCAUCUAGGGCACAAAGUGUGGACUUUAGAGAAUAUAGACAGAAGAAACCAUCUGCAAGAUCUCUCCCCACCAAGAAUAGUCCCUCUCGCUCUUUGGUGGCCAGACGUAUGAAAUAUCAUCCAACGCGUAGAAGAACAGAUGAUCCAGCUCAGCAGAGAAAUCUUUCUACAAGGCAAUGUCUGACCAGCUGUGAAAACGGUGUUCAGGAUGAAUCACUGAUUUGUCAACUCUCCAAGAUCCACAUAUUAAAAAGGGCCAAGGCUAGACGGCGUAGGUGCUUAGGUAUCCGAAAGUUGUGUUACCGCAACCGCUACCCGAAGAAGGUCCGGCGCCGCCCUGGUAAAGCCCGCGCUACCCGAAGAGGAAGAUAAGCACGCGUGGGUAUUUAACCUAAAAAUAAAAACAGUUUGUCCAACAAAUCAGAUAGUACUUCAAACUUUAGAAACUAUUUUAUGCUGUGUAGUUAAUUUGUUUGUGCGUUUUGUUGAUUAAAUUGUCUUCAUUUUGUUGUGA
Homalodisca vitripennis (glassy-winged sharpshooter) is the source of this 644-nucleotide messenger RNA. RefSeq lists its product as uncharacterized. Bases 59 to 502 code for a protein of 147 amino acids. The transcript is spliced from 2 exons. Lineage: Eukaryota; Metazoa; Arthropoda; Insecta; Hemiptera; Cicadellidae. The record is from RefSeq and is a predicted model, not a curated record.